AUGACACAGGUGGCCGUUGCAACCAACCCGACCCACUAUGGCAACCCAUCCACUGGCUGCGAGUCGGACGAGGUCGCCGUUCGCGUGAGCGGGCUGUCGGGCGACUUCUGCAGUCCGAAGUGCGACAGCCAGGGCACCUGCCCAAGCGAUGUGCCCAAGGGCGACACCGCAACUCCGCAGUGUGCGCUCCGAACCACGACUGGCGACAAGUACUGCGGCCUCAUCUGCCAGGCUGACUCGGAUUGCGGCACAGGCAGCUGCCAAAAGAUGAUGGGAAUUGGUUUGUGCACCUACGAGUCGUCUAUCGUAAAGGCCCUGCCGGCUGUAAUGACGCAGGUGGCCGUGGCAACCAACCCGACCCACUAUGGCAACCCAUCCACUGGCUGCGAGUCUGACGAG
Messenger RNA from Symbiodinium necroappetens, 399 nucleotides. The record is from the annotation of a GenBank genome assembly. NCBI's taxonomy places the organism in Eukaryota, Dinophyceae, Suessiales, Symbiodiniaceae.